Phacochoerus africanus (Common warthog) is the source of this 1473-nucleotide messenger RNA. Its product is annotated as glutamate dehydrogenase 1, mitochondrial-like. Gene Ontology annotation, biological process: L-glutamate catabolic process. Gene Ontology annotation, cellular component: mitochondrion. The record is from RefSeq and is a predicted model, not a curated record. Lineage: Eukaryota; Metazoa; Chordata; Mammalia; Artiodactyla; Suidae. Gene Ontology annotation, molecular function: L-glutamate dehydrogenase (NAD+) activity.
CCCAACUUCUUCAAGAUGGUGGAGGGCUUUGACUGCAGCGCCAUCAUUGUGGAGGACAAGCUGGUGGAGGGCCUCAAGACCCACGAGGGCGAGGAGCAGAAGCGGAACCGAGUGCGUGGCAUCCUGCGGAUCAUCAAGCCCUGCAACCAUGUGCUGAGGCUGUCCUUCCCCAUCCCGGGUGAUGACGGAUUCUGGGAGGCUAUGGAGGGCUACAGGGCCCAGCACAGCCAGCGCCAGACGCCCUGCAAGGGAGGUAUCCGUUACAGCACUGAUGUGAGUGUAGAUGAAGUGAAAGCUCUGGCGUCUCUGAUGACAUAUAAGUGUGCAGUGGUCGAUGUGCCAUUUGGGGGUGCCAAAGCUGGUGUUAAGAUCAACCCCAGGAACUAUACCGACAAUGAAUUGGGAAAGAUCUCAAGGAGGUUUACCAUGAAGCUGGCCAAGAAAGGUUUUAUUGGUCCUGGCAUUGAUGUGCCUGCCCCAGACGUGAGCACGGGCAAGCGAGAGAUGUCCUGGAUUGCUGACACCUAUGCCAGCACCAUAGGGCACUAUGGUAUUAAUGCCCAUGCCUGCAUUACUGGUAAGCCCGUCAGUCAGGGUGGAAUCCAUGGAUGCAUCUCAGCUACUGGUCAGGGAAUUUUCCAUGGGACUGAAAACUUCAUCAGUGGAGCUUCUUACAUUUUAGGGAUGACACCAGGGUUUGGAGAUAAAACAUUUAUUGUUCAGGGAUUUCGUAAUGUGGGGCUGUACUCAGUGAGGUAUUUAUAUCAUUUUGGUGCUGAAUGUGUUGUGGUUGGUGAAGCUGAUGGAAGCAUAUGGAAUCUAGAUGGUAUUGAUCCAAAGGAACUGGAAGACUUCAGAUUGCAACAUGGAACACUCCUGGGCUUCCCCAAAGCAAAGAUCCAUGAAGGGAACAUCUUGGAGGCCGACUGUGACAUAUCGAUUCCUGCUGCCAGUGAGAAGAAGCUGACCAAGUCCAAUGCACCUGGAGUCAAAGCCAAGAUCAUUGCUGAAGGAGCAGAAGGACCAACAACUCCAGAAGCUGAUAAGAUUUUCCUGGAGAGGAACUUUAUGGCUAUUCUCUACUUGAAUGCUGGAGGAGUGACAAUAUCUUACUUUGAGUGGCUGAAGAAUCUAAAUCAUGUCAGCUAUGGCCAUUUGACCUUCAAAUAUGAAAGGGAUUCUAAUUACCACUUGCUCCUGUCUGUUCAGGAGAGUUUGGAAAGAAAAUUUGGAAAGCACAGUGGAACUAUUCCCAUUGUGUUCUCAGCAGAGUUCCAAGAUAGGAUAUCUGGUGCCUCUGAAAAAGACACUGUGCACUCUGACUUAGCUUACACUAUGAAACUUUCUGCCAGGCAAAUCGUGCACAUGGCCAUGAAGUAUAACCUGGGAUUGGACCAGAGAACAGCUGCCUAUGUCAAUACCAUUGAGAAAGUCUUCAAGGUGUACAGUGAAGCUGGUGUGACCUUCACAUAG